Molecule: messenger RNA, 6282 nt
Organism: Seriola aureovittata
Lineage: Eukaryota; Metazoa; Chordata; Actinopteri; Carangiformes; Carangidae
Product: threonine--tRNA ligase 1, cytoplasmic-like
Exons: 10
Coding region: 12-3602 (1196 amino acids)
Biological process (GO): threonyl-tRNA aminoacylation; mRNA 3'-end processing
Cellular component (GO): cytoplasm; RNA polymerase II, holoenzyme
Molecular function (GO): threonine-tRNA ligase activity; ATP binding; RNA polymerase II complex binding
Source: RefSeq, a predicted model, not a curated record
GAGCUGGAAAGAUGGCGGCUGGUUCUGGGGCUGCAAGCGGCCACGGAGCCCGCAGCUCUACCGCUGCUCUGGAAGCGUCUUUGGACCGGCGGUUUCAGGGAGUUUCCAACACUAUGGAGUCAAUACAGGGACUUUCGACCUGGUGCAUUGAAAACAAGAAGCACCACGGCCUCAUCGUUCGUUAUUGGAUGAAGUGGCUCAAGAAAUCUGACAAUAAUCAUCGCUUGAAUCUCUUUUACCUUGCCAAUGAUGUGAUUCAAAACUGCAAAAGAAAGAAUGCCAUUGUCUUUCGUUCAGCCUUCGCAGAGGUCCUUCCUAAUGCUAUCCUGCUCAUCAAAGAUGGAAAGGUACGUAAGUCAGUGGAGAGGAUCUUUUCUAUUUGGGAGGAGAGGAGUGUUUAUCCUGAGGAGGUCAUCGCCCAGUUCAAAGCCAGCUUCAACAAAAAGGAAAAGGAGCGAGAGAAGCACAAGGAAAAAGAAAAGGAGAAAGAAAAGGAGACUCCACCUGCAAUUGCCCCAACGAACACCAAAGCUGCCCUUAAGUCCAAGAUCGUAGCGGAGUUCACACCUCACUCCCUCAUUGAACAGUUGUCGAAGUAUAAGAGAGCAGUUGCAGAAGAAGAGUUCAGAGAGAAGCAGCUGGCAGCUCUCAGAGUGGAUGUCUGCAGCACAGAGGCCCUCAAGAGACUUAAAGACAAGGCAGGAGGCAACAAGUUUGCUAAGGACUUUGAGGAUGGCAGUUUGAAGCUGCAGGAGUUUGUCAGCUUCCUGGAGAAAGAGUUGAAAACAGGGCCUCCUCUGCUGGAAGCUUUGGGAAACGCAGACAUUUUCUACGAGAUGCAGUACAAGGAGGUUAAGAUUGUGGCCAAUGCAUACAAUGCCUUUGCCAGCCGUGUGGCCAGUCUUAAAAGGAAAUUGGAUUCCCUCAAGUCGACUCUUCCUGGACCUGAGGACUCCCCCAUUCCCUCGCCCUCCGAAGAUGCCCCCUCCCCGACUGGCUCUGAUUCACCCUUCCUGGGACUGGGAGCUAGCAGAGCCCAGGUGGAUCCAGAGCUGGAUGGCAAGGCCAUGGAUGAUGGAGAAAUACCAAUUGACAACAGAGACAUGGAAGACAUGGAUAUGUCUGAUGAAGAGGCUGACGCAGCAGGGGCAGAUGAGAAGAAAGACAAGGCCUCCACUGCUGUUUCCAAGGCUACAAAGUCAGAUGCAUCGUCAAAGCCUCCAACUACUCCUACGAAAGCUUCCAAGACAAAUGCUACCACUGCUGCCACAGCCACUCCAGGAACUCCCACCUCUGCUACUGCUCAAAGUACUCCAACCACCCCGCUAGGAGUCAACCUGGCAAAGGUGGACUUGGGAAAGAUCAGCUCCAUUCUCAGCUCCCUCACAUCGGCCAUGAAGAAUACAGCAGCUAGUCCAUCACCUCGGCCAUCACCUGGGACUCCCACCACCCCCUCUGCCCAAUCGACAGCCUCUAAAGCAACCCCUCCAAGCCCUGCCCUGGCCAGCAUCCUGUCACGUGUUGACAUCACACCUGAAGGCAUACUCAAUGCCCUGUCUAAAACAAACACACCAGGUUUGUCCUCUCUCCUGCAAAGUGUGACAAACACUGCCUCCGCUCCUCCCACCCGAACCUCCCCAGAAUCAUCCACAGUGAAAACCCCACUCACCCCAACCACGCCAAAAACAAAACCCAGUCUGGGGAACAACCUCAAACGAGACAUGCCCGGGAGAACCAGAGACUGGGAGAAAGAGUUACAGCUGUCCCCUCCUCCCCCACCCCCUCCUCGUUCCUCAGCUCCUUCUGUCUCUCCCCCCAGCCUAGAAUCAAAAAUCAACAGUUUCUUGCAGGGUAAUCCAGGUUUUAGUCUUGCGCUAGGUGAUGUAAGUCCUGACGGGGUGGAUGGGACCCCAGUGAGAGAUGAGGCUGCUGGCACGCCGACCCAGGAUGAGAUGAUGGACACACCUGGGAGUGUGCCAGAAUCUCUAGGGUCUUCUGGAGGUCAUAACCUCUCACCCACAGCCUACCGCAGUGAACCCUGGGACGCAGUGAUCACCCCAUCAGGAAGUAACAACGAUGGAGACUUUCUGGGGUCCUCAUCUUCACGAUAUGGAGCUGGGAAAAAGAACAGCACAAAAUUAAAGGAAGAUGAAGCAAUGAAUGUAAGGAGGCAGGUCUCCUCCUCCCCCAGUAAUGACAUGAAGGGUAAGAAAGAUGGGCAUCACAGUCAGUUAAGGAUGAUGGGCAUCAACAGAGCGAUGGGAGAGAGGAGACUCUCCGCAAGCUCUCGUAAAGCAAGCACUGGCUCAGAUGACGGCGGGCUGAGCGGAAAAAGGGAGGAUAAGGGGAGAGGUCAAGAGUCUCCAGGUGGGGAUGGGAAGGAGGGUCAGUACCAUCGUAUUGAGACUCUGGUGUCGCCCUGCACUGAAGGGGCACCCAUUCAAACUCUGGGCUACUCGAACCGGCCUCUCACUGGAGAGCGUAUCAAGACGGUGGAGAGCAUCCGUGUGAUUGGCCGAGGCUCUCGGCGAGGGGGAGGUGCUGGCGGCCGGCCAGGCGGAGUGAUGUGGUAUGAAGAGGAGGAAUACAUGGAAGCUCAGCCUCCCUCACCCCAUACUGUCCCCCCUCCUCUUAACAUUGGCCAGGGUGGCACUGAGGACAUGACCCCCUCCAUGCCUCCUCCUCACCCACAACUCCUCCUCCCUCAUCUCCACCCUCCUCCGUCCCACCCUCAUUCACAUCCCCCUCCCCAAGCUCAGUUCCAAAUGCCCUACCACACAGAGAAUAUCCAGACCCCUCCUCCAUCACUACUACACCAGCAUCCUCCUCCUACAUCUCCUUUCUUCAGUGGUCCUCCACCAAUGCCCCGCCCCCCUCCGCCCCCCAUACCACAGCGCCCUUCCCCUCCACCUAACCACCCUGUCGUGCCCUCUGCAGUCAUGGUGGGAGGAGUGUUAGUCCCUGUUGACCGUCCUCUAUCUCUUCCUCCCCCAAUUAGACCUGAAGGUGGAGAGCGAGGUGGAGUAGGGCCCAGAGGAAACAAAGUGGCCCCUCCACCCCUCAUGACAUCGUUGCUAGGCGAGCCCCCUCAGCUGCCCCGUCCUGGCACAGUUAAAGAGGCUUUUGUACCACGUCAUGCACCCCCUCUCCACCGCCCAGGUACCCCUGGUGUCCCUCCACCUUUACUGGGCAGAGUGAAGGAGCCUUUAAAUCUACCUCUUCCAUCCCCCUCUCCCUCUCCCACAUCCUCCACAACCUCACCCUCCACGCCUAAUUCCCCUGCAGUCGACACUGCACCCACUCGCCUUUCAGCUCAAUCCGCUGCCCCUCCCCUCCAGAAAGCCCCCACUAGUCCUCCAGCUCAACCCCGCACCCAAACCUCUAACCCUGUUCCCCUCCUCAACUUGCCCACUUCUCGGCCCCCAAUCCUCUCGGUCCCCAUCUCACAGAGACCUCUUCUGCGAGGCCGAACCCCCUCUCAGCAGCUAAAUCAAGAUCCACCCAUGGGCGGGUUUCGUGGGGGCAAGCGGCCCGGUCCUCCAUUCACAGGUGGUCCAUUCCAUCAUGGGCAGAAGAGACCCUUCCUCCCCCCACGCUACUGAAGUGGUCAUCUAUGACAAGCUGAAUGAGAAGUGCAAGCCACACAUCUAGCAUCGCAGUGUGUGUGUUAGCCCCACUGGUAUGAGCCCAGAUAUCUUUACUCUGUUAAUUAGCUUGAAUUAAACUACCUUGAGUCGUGUGUAAAUAGCUGAUUAAAUCUUCAUGCUUUCGGUAGGUAGCCAGCCAACCAGUCAUCUAACACUGUACAGUAUAGCAAAGAGGUUAUCAGUUGCAUAGUGCAUAGUGUUUUGUAACAACCCUCAAUCUGUCCCUUUUUCCAUUUCUCCAUACAAGUAGAAAAAAAGUUUCACUAGGUCUGAUUCAAGAGUGACAUAACCAUAGGAAGGAAACAUAGUUCAAGCAGAAAUGAAACUAUACUUUUAUUUAGAUUUUGCCUAGCUGUGUGAUUGUUCAGUUACUCUACCCAAGAGAGGGAGACCAGGAGAGUGAACCGGAAAGGCAUGGCUCUCAUGGGAUACAUGGGAAAAGAGAAAAAAAGCAAUAGUUUGAUAUUUUGGGAAAUAAGCAUGUUUUGUUUUCUUGCUGAGAGAUCAUUCUCUGUUUGCUAAAUAUAAAGCUACAACCAGCAGCCAAAUAACAUAGCUUAGCAUAAAGACUGUAAAUGGGGGAAACUAGCUAGCUAGCUACAAGUUGUGGUUUUAGGGGGGAUAGUUUUGUGUCUGGGUGCAGUGACUUCAUUGAGUCUCUGCUGGUUGCCUGACAAACCUCACAGCAACAUCAGGACUCCAGGAAGUCACCGCUCCCAGCCACAGAAGGUGGAUUGAUGAUGUUACCUUCAGUCAGCGCCAGGCUAGCCGUUCGCCCGUUUACAGUCUUUAUGCUAAGCUAAUUGUCUCCUAUCACCAGCUUCAUAUUUAACAGACAGUUAUGUCUUCUAAGAAUAACCAAAUUUCCCAAAAUGUCAAACUAUUGCUUUGAAAAUAUUUAACUGAAGUGAUGAAAGUAGGUCCUAAAGUAAUCUCUUCUUCCAUGAGUGUGUGUGUGUGUGUGUGUGUGUGUGUGUGUGUGUGUGUGUGUGUGUGUGUGUGUGUUGUGUGCUCUAAGAAGGUAUAUCUCAUUUGAAGUGCUGAGAUUUGUGUUGCAGCUGAGGUUAACAUUUAACAUCAUAUUUCUUGAGUACCUGCUGUAAAUAAUAUUCUUCUCUUGCUCAACCUUUUUCACCUUUCUAUCCCUCCCCACUGUAUAUUUCUAAGCUUGUAAAUAUAAAAAUACUGAGAUGAUACAGCUUUUUCUCUUCAAGCUCUUGUUUCUGUUAAUGAGGACAAUGAUGGUCACUCACGCACCCCGUCUUUACUGUGAAUGAGGCCUUGGAUAAGCUUUAGCUCCAGAAGAAUUUCUCUGCAGUAUCUGUCGCACCUUUCUGUCCUCCUUUUGAAACCACCAAGCAGAAGAGGAGGGUGAAGAUAAUAUGUAUUUUUAUUUCUAACAUAAAUGUCUGCCUGUGCGCGCUUCAACUUAGACUUUGGUCAUGAAGAUACUCAGUAGAGGAUGGUGGGUGGGGGGAGGCAUAUCAGUUUGAACCACACUCUUGCUAGGCUUCAACAUGUACUGACUUGAAUAAAAUCCAGAGUUUCAAUUCAACUGGGGGGGGAGGUAUUUUAUUUGGUCACUAUUAAUCACUUAAAUUGCGCUGUUUUAAUUCAUUGCGCUGUUCAGCUGUAUGUUCAGCCUGUUUUCAGAGAAAUUGUUUUCAUUUACCUACACAGCUGCUGCCAUUUCCAUAUUACAUUAACAUUUAAUGCCUCUAUUUUUUGCGCUGUAUUUUUCUACUAGAUAGAUGUGGCAAUUUACCAUUUGCAGCAGCAGCACCCACAGAUGAUAUCAGGGGGGUGAAGAGAUUUGAGCCAAUUAUGAUUGUUUUUAAAAUGGUUUAUUUAAAUACUCCAGUUGUUUUGGCCCCUUCCUCUGUUUUGUUUCUUUGCUAAUUUCAUGCUUUCUCCCUCGAGCCCCCUUGUGCUCACAUGGCUUCAUUCAAAAACACUUCUGCACCUCUCAACACAUCUGGGAGUAAAAAAAAAAAAAAGGGUCAGCACAAUAGCAGCAGUCCUUCCUCUUGUACAGGAAUUGUUGCCAUAAUGCUGCUCUCUGUCCUACACUGAUGUAGUGUAUCCACAUAGUGAGAGGUGUAGGCUGAGUGUUGGUGUCAAAGCCUCAUGUCUCCUGUGUUUGUCUGAUCAUGGAAUGUGUGCUGUCUCCUGUGCUCAUUUACAAGUUGACUUGAAAAUACAGUUCAUCAAGACGCAUUGAGAUACAUUGUAAAAAUGUAACAACAAAGAGGAUAUUUGUCACUGCAGUGUUAGCACAUCAUCAGAGUUCUGAUGUUUUACUGAUUGUUAUACUAGUCUGUUACCACUCUGUAAACUGUAUGUCUGUCAUCUCUGCAGUCACACAAUCAAACAGCUAAUAAUCAACCCAAAUUAGUUUGGUGUGAUCACAGAAAGCUAGAAUUGUUAAACAAAUUUAUGCUCACUAAGCACCUACCAAGUUCAACACUUAUAAUGUCCCUGUUAAUAACCUCUUUGUUUUCCCUUGACCUCAAGACAACUUUGACAAGAUGAGUUUGAAAAUGACUGAAGAAGUGACAAAGUUGAUGGUCUGUGUAUAUUUGAUAAGUUCAAUUGCUAUUACUGCUGUUCUCAUCAAUGAUGCUAUAUCACUGGU